Messenger RNA from Labeo rohita (rohu), 3353 nucleotides. It is a transcript of the gene tcirg1b, whose product is annotated as T cell immune regulator 1, ATPase H+ transporting V0 subunit a3b. Gene Ontology annotation, molecular function: proton-transporting ATPase activity, rotational mechanism; ATPase binding. Lineage: Eukaryota; Metazoa; Chordata; Actinopteri; Cypriniformes; Cyprinidae. The record is from RefSeq and is a predicted model, not a curated record. The transcript is spliced from 20 exons. Gene Ontology annotation, cellular component: plasma membrane; vacuolar proton-transporting V-type ATPase complex; vacuolar proton-transporting V-type ATPase, V0 domain. The coding region runs from base 162 to 2633 and encodes 823 amino acids. Gene Ontology annotation, biological process: proton transmembrane transport; vacuolar acidification.
ACGUGACUGUCUAAAGAAACGGGAAGUUCGUGAUUGACUCUCAGUACAGCUGUUAUAACUUUAUGCUUUCAAGAAGACACACCGUUCGUUCCGUUAGGAAACAUUAAUACCCAAAGGAUAAAAGUGACUCUUUGUCGGUGUCGGCGUUUUAUCAUCCGGUCAUGGGAUCUUUGUUCCGCAGUGAAGAGGUCUGUCUGGUACAGCUCUUCCUCCAGUCAGGAUCAGCUUACAAUUGUGUCAGCGAACUGGGAGAGCUGGGAAUAGUGGAGUUCAGAGAUCUGAAUCCAAAUGUGAACGCGUUCCAGAGGAAGUUUGUGAACGAGGUGAGGAGAUGUGAGGAACUGGAGAAAACAUUUGUGUUUUUGGAACAGGAGAUUGUUCGCAGUCUCUCCCAGAAAUUGCAGCCACCCAUUCCAACCCCUCCAGCUCCUCAGCCCAGAGAUCUCCUCACCAUUGAGGAGGAGAGUGAGCGCUUGGCCCGAGAGCUCCGGGAGGUGUCCAGGAACAGAGACAGUCUGCGGUCUCAGUAUACUCAGCUGUGUCAGUACAGAGGGGUUUUAAAACAGACACAUUCACUCACGGCCUCACAGGCCCCACUGGUCUCGUUCGAACCAGUGGGUCUGGCAGAGAACAGACAGGACGUCAGGCUGAGCUUCGUGGCUGGCGUAGUUCAUCCAUGGAAAGUGCCCGCCUUCGAGAGGCUGCUAUGGCGUGCUUGUCGUGGUUACAUCAUUGUGGACUUUCAUGAGAUGGAAGAAAAACUUGAACAUCCUGAUUCUGGUGAGCAGGUGCAAUGGACUGUGUUUUUAAUCUCGUUCUGGGGAGAUCAGAUCGGUCAGAAAGUGAAGAAGAUCUGUGACUGCUUCCACACGCAAACAUUCCCCUACCCAGAGAACCAGGCAGAAAGAGAGGAAACUCUUAAUGGCCUCAGAGGAAGAAUUGAGGACAUCAAAUCAGUCAUGGGUGAGACGGAGCAGUAUAUGCAGCAGUUGCUGGUGCGAGCGCUGGCCCGUCUGCCCGAGUGGAUUGUGCAGGUUCAGAAGUGUAAAGCCGUGCAGACAGUGCUGAAUCUCUGCAGCCCGUCCGUCACUGAUAAGUGCCUGAUCGCAGAAGCCUGGUGCCCCGUCAGCCAGCUGACCGCCUUGCAGAGCGCCCUGAGAGAAGGAGGGAGGAAGAGCGGCAGUAGUGUGGACUCAUUCUACAACCGCUUGCCGGCCACCACGUCUCCCCCUACACUGUUCCCCACUAACGCCUUCACUGCAGGAUUCCAGAACAUAGUUGAUGCGUAUGGAGUGGCGAGCUACAGGGAGAUGAAUCCAGCUGUCUACACCAUCAUCACGUUUCCCUUCCUGUUUGCUGUCAUGUUCGGGGACGUUGGACACGGUCUUCUGAUGACACUGGCGGCUCUCUGGAUGGUUCUGGAAGAGAAGGAUCCAAAAAUGAGGAAAAAUACUAACGAAAUCUGGCAGAUGAUGUUUGGAGGCCGAUAUCUCAUUUUGUUGAUGGGGUUGUUUUCUAUCUAUACUGGAGCCAUAUACAACGAGUGUUUCAGCAGGGGCCUCAGCACCUUCUCGUCAGGAUGGCAUGUCCGGCCCAACGCAGAAUACUACAACUGGACUGAGGAGACUUUCAGAAGUUCUCAGUAUCUGACACUGGACCCCAAUGUCACGGGCGUUUUCACUGGUCCUUAUCCUUUCGGCAUUGAUCCCAUUUGGGGUCUGGCCAAUAAUCAUCUGACGUUCCUCAACAGCUAUAAAAUGAAGAUGUCUGUCAUUAUUGGAGUCAUCCAUAUGACCUUUGGUGUGUGUUUAUCUUUAUUCAACUACGUACACUUCAAAGAUAUCAGCAGUGUGUUUUUGGUGCUGAUCCCGGAGUUGUGUUUCAUGCUGUGUCUUUUUGGAUACCUGAUCUUCAUGGUGAUCUAUAAGUGGGUGAUGUACGGCCCCUUGAACUCUAACACUGCCCCCAGCAUCCUGAUCCACUUCAUAGACAUGUUCCUGUUUACUGAGAAUAAGGACAACCAACCUCUCUACACAGGACAGAUGAUUGUGCAGAAGGUUCUGGUGAUUGUGGCUGUGUUGUCUGUUCCUGUGUUGCUCCUGGGGAAGCCAAUACAAGAAUACAUCACACACAGGAGGAAGAGAACUCAGCAUUCAGGAGACAGACGUCCACUGCUAGCAGAAAACGGCUCAAUAAAUUCUCACCAGGGAGAGGUGGAUGCAAGAGGAGGAGGAGGAGAAGAAGAGGAGUUUGAUACGGCGAACGUGUUCAUGCACCAGGCCAUCCACACCAUCGAGUAUUGUCUGGGCUGCAUCUCUAACACCGCCUCAUACUUGCGACUCUGGGCCCUCAGCCUGGCUCAUGCCCAGUUAUCUGAGGUGCUGUGGUUAAUGGUCAUGCGGAUCUCCUUCCGGCAGCUCAGUUAUGUGGGCUCUGUCAUCAUGGUGGCUAUAUUUGCUGCCUUCGCUGUGCUAACCGUAUCUAUCCUGCUCGUCAUGGAAGGCCUGUCCGCUUUCCUACACGCACUUCGACUUCACUGGGUGGAGUUUCAGAAUAAAUUCUACAGUGGAUCAGGCUACAAACUAAGUCCAUUUGGCUUCUCAUCAGAAAUUGGAUCUCACUCUCUAAAGUGACCCAUGAACCACAUCUAGUAGUCAUAGGAUUAAAAAAAAAUGAUGGAAAUGUUUCGCUGGGGGCACAACGCACAUUUUAAAAAGUAUCAUUGAAGCGUCUUUUAUGUUUUAGCUUGACUGCGCUGGACCUGAAAAAUCAAACAUGAAAAAUGUUUUGGCGCCCUGUUAUGAAAUCCACAUCCAUAUCUUUGACACUAUGCAACAUUAUCUUUGAAACAGUAUCUGAGUACAUGGCACAUGUGAUGUAGAGUCUUUUAUUUGAUUGAACAUGAUUUUUUUUAAACUAAAGUCUUGAGUCCACAUAAAAUAAAGUUCUUUUAAGUAAUGCUCCAUAAUCAGGUGUAUCCGUGAGCAUUCUGCCAUCAUGAUGACAACCAUCUAAUUUGUGGUUUAAUGCUGCAAGUACAGACAAUUUGUACAAUUUUGAAAUAUUCUUGCAAUUAAUUGCUAAAUUAAGUAUACUUUAAAUGAAAUAAAUGACAAUUGUUUCAAUGACCACCCAAUAUAAAAUUAAAAUCCGCUUUCAGCUUCUUAAUCAAUAGCUUGAAGGAUUUUGAUUUACAGCAUACAGCAAAGAGAAUGCUCUUCCGUCCAGCUGUCCUUUUAUUGUUGCUUUUCUACUAUUACAAUAAUGAAAUUUUGUUUUAAUUAUGGCACUGAAUGUCAAGCCAUACAGUUGUACUUGCUGAUCAAUAAAGACCAAAGCCUUCCAAUACUGUU